Myiozetetes cayanensis is the source of this 410-nucleotide messenger RNA. RefSeq names its product ribosomal protein S28 (gene RPS28). The record is from RefSeq and is a predicted model, not a curated record. Gene Ontology annotation, molecular function: structural constituent of ribosome. The transcript has 3 exons. The coding region runs from base 69 to 278 and encodes 69 amino acids. Lineage: Eukaryota; Metazoa; Chordata; Aves; Passeriformes; Tyrannidae. Gene Ontology annotation, cellular component: ribosome; cytosolic small ribosomal subunit. Gene Ontology annotation, biological process: translation; maturation of SSU-rRNA; ribosomal small subunit assembly.
UCGCGAGACUCGGCGCUAUAUAAAGCGGCGCGGGAGAGCCCUGCCCCUUUCCGCGCCCCGGAGCCGCCAUGGACACGAGCCGCGUGCAGCCCAUCAAGCUGGCCAGGGUCACCAAGGUGCUGGGCCGGACCGGGUCCCAGGGGCAGUGCACGCAGGUGCGCGUUGAGUUCAUGGACGACACGAGCCGCUCCAUCAUCCGCAACGUGAAGGGCCCGGUGCGAGAGGGGGACGUUCUCACCCUGCUGGAGUCGGAGCGCGAGGCCCGGCGGCUGCGCUGAGCGGGACCGGCCCGAGCGCCCGUCCCGGGGGAUGGAGCCUGGCGACCGGCCCUGAUCGUCCGCCGGGAUGGAGCCUCGGGGGUGGGGAGGAGCGUGGUGGUGUUGCCGUUGCAAUAAAGGGUUUUUCCAGUA